CUUUUUGGACAACCCCAACGCUCCCCUCUCCCUGGAGUAGCCGAAGCGAUAUCAUUAGUAGUCUCGUUUUAUAUUUAGGGGCCUCGCCACGCAAAUUCGAUUUCCCCGUACCACCGCCUCAAGAACCUUCCCCCCCUCCCCACCUUUCCUCUUCUCCCUCCUGGCUUUCUCUCCUCGGGGCUCGGGGUUCUCGAUUUCCGUCGGAUCGUGUUCUUGAUUUUCGAAAUAUAAUUCAUGUCACCUAAUUACAUGAGCCGCUCGGUGCAUAUAUGUGAAACAACAUGAGCAACCAAGGGGAAAUACACUGUCCACUGUGCAUGGAGGAGAUGGAUCUGACAGAUCAACUUUUGAAGCCUUGUAAAUGCGGAUAUGAGAUGUGCAUCUGGUGUUGGCAUCAUAUAAUAGAAAUGGCCGAGAAGGAUGAUACUGAAGGACGGUGUCCUGCAUGCCGUAGUCCAUAUGAUAAGGAGAGGAUACUUGGGAGGAAAAUCAGCAGUGAGAGGCUUGCAGAACUAAAUUCUGAGAAGAAGCAGAAAUUACAAAAGGCUAAAUUAAAAACAUCAGAAGUGCGAAGUGAUCUCACUACUGUCCGUGUCAUUAAGCGGAAUCUUGUUUAUGUUGCUGGUCUACCUGCUAAAAUAGCUGAUGAAGAGACCCUUAGGAAGAAGGAAUUUUUGGGACAGUAUGGGAAAAUUACAAAGAUUGUUAUAGCCCGGGAUGUUGGAACCAACCGGCUUUUUCCAUCAUUCUGCACUUCUGUUGUAUAUGUUACGUUUUCUAAGGAGCAGGAGGCUCUUCGUUGCAUUGAGGUUGUAAAUGGUUUCAUUUUAGAUGGUAGACCUUUAAAAGCAUGCUUUGGUACCACAAGAUACUGCCAUGCGUGGUUAAAGAAUAUGCCUUGUCGCAACCCACACUGUUUUUUUUUGCAUGAUGCUGGUCCCCAAGAAGAUAUCUGCAACAAAGAUGAAGUUGCUUCAGCAUGUCUAAGUAAACUUCCACAAAAUUCUGGAAAUGCUUUGCAUAAUUUUGAACGACGUUCAGGAAGUGUAUUACCUCCUCCAAGGGACCACUUCUGCAGGAGCAACAGUAGUGUUGCUAGGGACAAAUUUCUCAUCCGGUCUGUUGUUUAUACUCCUACCGAUAAUGGCAAAAGACAUUUUCAAAAUGGUGAUAGUGGAAAAUCUGAUGUCCUUCCAGUAGCGGCUUCAUGGGGCUCAAGACUUGCUUCUGGUAGGUCACCAUAUGCUGGUGUUGCUUUUUCCCAAGGAACAAUUGAUCAUCCUAUCGUUCCCACUAGUUCUCUUGCUGGAGUUGACAUACAAGCAUUGCCACAGAAUGCCUAUCCAACUCAAAGGCAAAUGAUCAUGUUAAGAAAUCAAAUGCCUCUUUCAAACGGGCACCUAAAAAAUAUUGCAUCAUCGGAACCAUAUGUUGAAAAUGGUUUUAGAGAAGAUACGGUUAUGCCAAAUUUCAAGUCAAGCAAUUAUACUAACAUAAUGACAAAUAAUACUGUCAGUGGAUCAUCUUUUGUUACAUGUAGAGAAGACAUGGAAUCAAGAAUCACCCAACCAUCACACUCCUCUGAUUCAGUUGGAUUUAGUCAGCAACCAUAUGCUUCUUUUUUCAGAUGAUAUCAAGUGUUUUACAAUGAUGGAAACUAGUCAGGCUUCAUCUUGU
Phoenix dactylifera (date palm) is the source of this 1677-nucleotide messenger RNA. Lineage: Eukaryota; Viridiplantae; Streptophyta; Magnoliopsida; Arecales; Arecaceae. The record is from RefSeq and is a predicted model, not a curated record.